Messenger RNA from Ruditapes philippinarum (Manila clam), 4895 nucleotides. RefSeq lists its product as uncharacterized. The transcript is spliced from 9 exons. NCBI's taxonomy places the organism in Eukaryota, Metazoa, Mollusca, Bivalvia, Venerida, Veneridae. Bases 130 to 4551 code for a protein of 1473 amino acids. The record is from RefSeq and is a predicted model, not a curated record.
UAAUAUCAUUUAUUAUAUUCAGUGUUAAAUAUACUAGUCGGUUAACUUGACGUUUCAUUUCUUACUGCUGCAAGCGAGUCUCUGUGAGGAAUAUUUGCUAGAAAGACAGGAAAUGAAAGUGAAGGCACAAUGGCAGCUUCGAAUGAAAAAAGGAUAACGGAAACUGACCAACUUUGUAUUGAAUGUUUGCUGGGGGAAAACAGAUUGACAGUCAAUGGGGGCAUUGUGUGUCCGAGAUGCAAUAAGGAGUGUUGUGUCAGAUGUUUUGGUGUGGACUUUGAGCGAGAAUUUCCCUAUGGCGAUGAACACCCUCCGAGAUAUUGUUUGACCUGUGAACAAGAUGUUGUUAAAACAAGAAGGAAGUAUGCUCUUAAUAACAAAAUAGAAAAAUGUGACGAAAUGUUUUCCGUUUCUCCAUCAACUAAACAUUCAACAAAUAAAAAGAAUAACGUCUACACAGGAAAAGAUAAUUUCAUCAGUGCUCUUUCACCUUUCUUACAAGGAAAGACAAGGAAUUUGCCGAACAGAUUUUCCGACAGAAAUAAUGGAAAAAGAAUGGUUUUAUGUUCAAAAUCAUGCAUACCUACUGACCAAGACAAUAGAUAUUCCAUUUCUUCGCAACCUAUAUCAGUUGAACCAUCGCGAGAAACUUGCUUGAAUCACAAUAACUUUGAAAAAUUGCCUUUUUCAAAAUCAUUUAGGAAAAUAAGUCCCAAUGACAUAUUAGAUCAGCGACAGUUGUCAUUGACUAAAGACAAAAAAACCCAUGUAAGUCAUUGUAUGUAUGAAAAUACACAAGAAGACGGCGUAAAUCUGAAAUAUUACAAAUUCUAUAACGAAACAAUAACAUACCCGAGUUCGUCUGAAGUUUGUUUUCAAAACAAUGGCCAAGAACAAACCGUUUAUGACCAUGGAGAUUUAAUACAUGGCAAUCAAUUAUUACCUCAGAGGAAUUCGAUAAAUUGCUUAAAACAAAACGCAAACGUAGAUGAUGAAGAGGUCGACAAUCCAGAUUGUCCGUUUAACGACGAAAUCCCGUAUGCUCUUAUAUUAACCGGAAAAGUUGAUGAAGAAGUUUUAAGAGCGAAACAAAAGAAGACGCAACAACAGGCGUUUAACAAGAUGAAAGAACGACCAGGCAAAUUGCUGCUAUGCACAGAUGUUAUAGAGACUAAAAUUGACAGCAAAAGUCAGUCACAGGAGAAAAACAAUUCAAAAAUCCUGUCAGCCAAAUUUCAACCCAAUGUCCCAUUUAUGGCAAAUAAUGCUCAAAAGUGCGAUACCAACUGCAAAGAAACAACUACAGACAACUGUAGAAAACCCGAUCCUAAUGAUACACAUGACUCCGAGCCGAUAAUAAUGAAAGUACUAAGACAGCAGGCAAAAAUAAAGAAGAUGAAAGAUUCUCGUGAACCGCAGUUUCAGGCACACCGAAAUUCAAACACUGCAGCAAAUAUACAACCUGUUGCUAUGGAAUUCAUUCGACGAAAUAGAAUAUUAAAGAAGAAAGCAGAAAGACAAAGCGAUCCGCUGUGCAAUAUCUCUUGUCCAUUUGAUAACGAAUUUUUUAGCAUAUUUCAAAACAACACGGAUAAACAUUCGGAUACAGGUACUGUUUUACCUACCAAUACUAAUAGAUCAACUGAUUCUUCUCAACCAAAAGGGUUGAACAAAAUUAACAAAAAUAUGUUUCCAAAUACACCAAAAAGAGGAGAGCGAUAUGAAACGAAACAUAAAAUAAAAGAACAAAAAAAAAGUCUAAUGAAUACAGAUCAAGAGAUAAGUACGAAAAGGGAAUCAAGUAAGCCGAAAGUUACCGAUAAUCACAGUUCUCAAAGUGCACCUGUAUUAAGAAGAACCGAGAAAGAAGAGUUCAAAAUAGAUUUAGAACAUCUGAACAAAGCUGCCGUCGAGCGACAUCUAGCAUUUCAAAAUAUUAAACAUUCAAAGUUCAAAAUGAAAUGUUCUUCUUGUGGCAGGCCAGAAUGUAAAAGUAACCAAAGAAGGAAGAUGGCGGAUUUUGUUAGAAUAUCAAAACAAGCUGGCUUUGAAGUUCACGACGUGAGUUCCGACGGAAACUGUAUGUUUGCAGCCGUUGUUGAUCAGUUACAAAUACAUGGGGAUAACUCUUUUGAUCCCAAGGCGCUCCGAGAGACAGCGGUUUCCUGGUUGAUCGAGAAUCCUAACAACAGUGAUGGCACUCCAUUUGCAAGCUUUGUAUCGGAUAAAUGGGAUGUUUAUCUUCAGAAAAUGAUAGCAGAAGGGGAAUGGGGCGAUCAUUUGACAUUGCGCGCAAUUGCGGAAGUCCUUCGUCGGACGAUCAAAGUCCUCAGUGACAGGGACGGGGAGUCCAAUUGGACUAUACUUAAACCAAUGACUGUUGAUGAGUGUAAGGAUGAAACAGAUUUAGUGUUAGGUCAUAUCGGGGAAUUUCAUUACACAAGCCUUAGACCAGCAGGUAUAGCGGACCAAUCACUAAAGUCGCCGACAACGGACCAAUCACUAAAGUCGCUGACAGAACAAGAUGUGACAGAUACUGAUGAUAACAAUCAGACUUCUAUUACAGGAGACGAAAACAUCGAGAUGUUUCGUGACGACUACAUAGACGCUAUCAGCGACAUACCGCCCGCUCACUUCUCUUUCUUACUGAAACGUGUUAUCCCUACAAAAUUUCUGGUUUCCGCAGCAAUCAUGCAAUCAGACCAGUUACAUAGAUUAAACUAUCAAGAUCUUUUCCGGUUGAAUAACUAUGAAUGCGACAUAGAAUUUGGUGGGAGUGUAGCAGAAGGAGUUUAUGUGCCACUUCUAAACGCAGAUAUACAUGGGUUUCCAAAUCGGAAUGUGGCGACAUAUGCGUAUUCGGUGUUAAAAGACUACAUUGCCACUACAAACAGUCCUGAAAAUGAUAAGAAAAAUAACAAAAUAUAUUGUGCAUUAGACACGGCUGGGGUCCAAACUGGAUAUACAAGACUUAUGUUCCCACAAUCACACUGGAUAUAUGGACCAUGGCUGAAACUGUUUUUAGUUGAAGACACGCGACCAUAUUAUAUUUGCCCCAAGAAUUGUACCAUUGCACAUAUACAUACUUACCAAAGAAUUGCUGUUCGGUUUCAAGCCUGGCCGGAGUUUGCGCAGUCUUGGAAAGUGCGUAAACGCCUUGAGAAUUGGCCACAAGAACAUAUUAUGGCAUCAAUUGAGUCGGAAGGAUGUUUACUUGUGUCUAACAAUGAUCCAGGUUUAGAAUGGCGUUUUUCUUUCGAUCUCUGUGAGAGAAAAUUGUUUAGAGAGGCAGUAUCACCAAAUCAAAAAUACUGCUAUAUUGUUUUUGAUGCUAUGUGUACACAGACAAUGAACAAUGUUAAGUCUAUUACAUCAGAACAUCGGAAGAGUGUUUUCUUUUAUGCAUGUGAAAGAAUCCCCGGGGAAUAUUGGGAAACCUGUCCAGGAGGAUGUGUACUAUACAUGCUGGACGAGCUGUUGCGCUACAUCAAAGCAAAGUACUUGCCAAACUAUUUUGUCCAUACCAACAACAUGGUCUCCAACCUUCAAGACAGCGAUUUUAACGAUAUUGAAGAAAAAAUAACCCUUCUUAGAUCUCAGCCAGUACUGUUUAUCCAGCAGAUAAACGAUAGUAUCGGAUCUCUGUCUUGUGAAACCACAGUGAUUACUAGAGUUCUGAACGAUAUUGCGAAUUUUAAAGAGCAUAAAAGCUUGAAAAGAUCGACAAUCGAAUUGUUUAUACCAGCAACGCUACAGACAGUACAUGAAUAUAUAAAUGAGCGUUCAUUCGAAAAGGGAUACGACCUUCUUUCACAGGUAUUCCAAGACCGCUUGUCAGUCAGCACGUGUGAUGAAUCCGUAUCUUUUCAGAUGUUUCUUUCGGAUGCCUUACACGGUCUUGACAUUGAUUCCAUAGUCUGGUUCUCAGCAUACACAGACAGACAGUUAGAAGGCCAGCUGUCGAAACCGCUGAUAAGGGAAACAUGUGGGGAUUUGCAAUUAGUCAAAAUAAGAGACAUUCUUCCGCCUGAUGUUGUUGGGUCAUAUGGUGAUACUGAAGUGCCUGCUAAGUUUCUGCUAAAGCGUUGUUCGUUCUGCAACGACUAUGCAAAAUUUCUGUUUCAGACAAACAGACACUCGGAGAUUCUGCCAAUUCUUUAUUACUGUCACGACAUUUUCACUAAAUCUAAUGAAAAAAAGAAACUUGAUAAAGAUGAUGAUAAUCAUGUUGAAAAUCAAGAAAGACUGGCAAGAAGUGAUUUUACUGAUGCAUCAAUGUUCAGUAUCUAUACGGCAAUGUUUGCUGUAUACAAAAAGCAGCAUCAGAUGGAAUUUUUCCGCCACAUGAUGCCAGUUGUCAAGGGUAUCGUAAGAAGAAUGAAUACAAGAGGCGCUUACAGCUGUCUUUGCUUCAUGAACCAGGACCUCGGUGAUAGAGUUGCGUUGGAUGAGAGUUCCUCUGCAUACGGUCGGUUGCCCUUUGACGCUAAGGAACAUCAGCUUGUAAACGAUUUCCUGUACUGGCCAUACAAAUGCAAAACAUACAUUUAAAGGAUAUUUGUUUCUUAUUUCUAUUAUAGGAAAUAUAAAAUUGGUAAGAUAAACUAGAACCGGACGGUAAACUGAAAUUCCAACCAACAUAUCACAUGUCGUCUAAAAAGGAGUAUUGAAUUGCAUAAAAUCUUAACAAUUUUUUCCCUGGACCCUAUAAUUGUUAGGUUAAACAUACUUUUUUAAGUUUGAUUGUGUAAGCUUUUAGAAACACUCUCGAAUCCAUUCCUGGGACAAGCAAGUACUAAGCAAUUAUUGAAAAGUUCCUUGUUCAAGGAAACAGCGACUUGCCACACGACUAGUCUAACACUUUAACCCAAAGGUCAUGCUGCUAAACUAUUGUU